ACCGAAUUGAUGUUUUUUCGAAUGUGUUAAUAAAAGUUCGAUCUAAAAGUGAUUUGAAAUAAAUUCAAAUUGUAUGGGAAAACAUUAGGUGCAAAUAUUGACUGUUUCAGUUUGUUGGUUAUACUCUUUGAGGAUUUGAAAAAUCCUUAAAGAAGUAGAAUGCUUUAGAAUGUUGUCAUCUUCGAUAUCAGCGACUCCGUUCAGCGUGCGUGAUAUUCUUAACGAGGAUCAACAGUUUGCAGUUAUGGAGUGUUAUACUCAUCAACAACAACAACAACAGUCGCAUUUGCCACAGGAUUAUUACGCGUAUAAUUCGGUAUCUGAUAAUAAUUGGGAUGCGGAGAAGUUUAAAGAACAAGGAGUACCUGGUUAUUCACAUUAUUCCGAAUUAAAUCAUGUACAUCAGUUGAGUCAAGUUGUACCACCUUAUCAAGAAGCUCCUGUCACCGAAGAUGGAAACAUCGUGACAUCGAGCAAAACAGAAUUGCGAAAAAAUCAGUCCGGUAAAAGAACGAAAAGAAAACCACGAGUAUUAUUUUCCCAGACACAAGUUUACGAAUUGGAACAACGUUUCAAGCAACAACGUUACCUGAGUGCACCGGAACGCGAACUGUUAGCGCAAAAUUUGAAACUAACUAGUACUCAGGUGAAAAUCUGGUUCCAAAACCGUCGUUACAAGAACAAACGAGCACGAAUCGAAGAUGCCGAGAAAUUACAAGUACAAGGUAUGAAGAAUCAAUCGUUGAAGAAGAUUUCGGUACCUGUAUUGAUCAAGGAUGGCAAACCGAAUGUUCACGAGGCUUACAACGUUCCUUAUUGGUCAAACGUACGAUCUGAUAUGUCGAUGAACAUGCAAGGAGAUUUUAGAAAUUCGGAAUCGAUCGUCAGAUUGAGUCCAGAAUUUAGAUCAAGUUCUAACGAAAUUAGAAUGGAUUCAAGUAUAAGUCCUGAGUUCAGAAAUGAUGUUCACAAUCCUGAUCAUAAUAAUAGACCAGUACUAAACGUUGACGUACAACAAAGACAACAAAUCUUAAACAACGAAUACAGAAGCAAUUUCGUAUCUGAAUUACGUCCGAGUGUUCACGAGUGUGUUAGAACGAUCAAAACCGAAUACAAGGGUACAACGAAUCCAGUCAACGAUGUCUCCUUUCCAGAUUUGAAAUGUGUACCGGCGGAAAACAAAAUGGUGGCUGAGUGUCGGGCUGGUAUAAUGGACGUCUCGAGUGGCGAUUACGGUUUCACUAAUUACAUUGGUCCGUUAAAUUAUCCGAUGCAAUACGUUAACACAAUUGAAGCACCGAUUUCAGGAAUGGAUCAAAAUCUUCAACGAUUGUGGUAAAGAAAAAACGGUGAUUCGAUUCACGAACUAUAAGUGCGCUUACAUUUUUAUACUAAAAUAAAAAUUCGAUUUCGGAUUUAUAAUGAUUAAAUUAGAAUAUUCAAAGACUCGAUGAUGUUGGAACGACGA
Molecule: messenger RNA, 1468 nt
Organism: Polistes canadensis
Lineage: Eukaryota; Metazoa; Arthropoda; Insecta; Hymenoptera; Vespidae
Product: homeobox protein Nkx-2.5-like
Exons: 4
Coding region: 170-1339 (389 amino acids)
Biological process (GO): regulation of transcription by RNA polymerase II; cell differentiation
Cellular component (GO): nucleus
Molecular function (GO): RNA polymerase II cis-regulatory region sequence-specific DNA binding; DNA-binding transcription factor activity, RNA polymerase II-specific
Source: RefSeq, a predicted model, not a curated record